Rotaria sp. Silwood2 is the source of this 2043-nucleotide messenger RNA. Lineage: Eukaryota; Metazoa; Rotifera; Eurotatoria; Philodinida; Philodinidae. The record is from the annotation of a GenBank genome assembly.
AUGCUAUCGAUAUUUGUAUCCGGCUUUGUUUGUCAGCAUGGUCAUCGAAUAAUUCCACUUCGAUUUGAUACAGCUAUUGAUUAUCUUCGACAAUAUGAACAAUUUAGAUCAUCCCCACAUAAGAAUCAUGUUCCAUAUGAAAUUACACUGAAUGAUAUGUUAAUAUAUAGUCAAAACAUAUCAUUUUCAAAUAGUAAUAUAUCUGUUUGUGAACAACAUUUUAUUGAAUUAAUUCAAGCAGCAUCACAUUAUGAUGCAUGGGCACUUAAAAUACUUGAUUCAUGGGGUAAACCGUUACCAUCUGGUCUAUUCAAAGGUAAUAUCUAUUGGACAGGUAAUUAUGAUGAAUGUUUACAGCAAAUGUAUUUACCUAUAAUGCAUCCGGAUGAAGCAUGUUUACCAAUUUCAUGGUAUCUCUAUAAUGAUAUGCAAUUUCAUUGGAUUGCACCAUUCAUUCUUAUUCCAUUUGUUAUCGAACGAAAAUUCGUAGCUUCCAUCAUUGCUGCUAUCUUUGUUUUUAUUAGUAUAAGUUCAAUUUUGGGUACUCUUAUUUAUUAUCCGACAAUAUCGUUUGGUCCACUUCAAGGUAUUGCAACUGAAAACGAUGGGCCGUCAUUUUUUAAAAGUGUUUAUGUUGCACCAUGGUGUCGUAUAUCAGCGUAUGCCAUUGAUCUAAUGGUUGGUUUUCUUGUUACAAUGUCAGUCGUACAUAUCGAUUCAAACUUUCGACAAAAAUCAUUGGAAAUCUUGUUGUGUCUUAUUGCAUUAACAUGUAUAUUUUCUAUGUAUGCUGAUGCUAUUCUCGUACCGGGUCUCAAUCGUUCAUGGCUUGUAGUCUAUCAAACACUUCCACAUGCAUGUUGGUCAUUAGUGAUCGGCUGGCUUAUUUUUCUAUGUAGUACAAAUCAAGGUGGAAUUAUAAAUACAAUUCUAUCAUGGUCUAUUUGGACACCACUGGCUAGAUUAACUUAUGGCACCUAUCUUAUUCAUACAACCGUGAUCAAUGUCAUUGUAUUUAAUCGAACUGUACCAUUCUAUUUUCAAUCGUCUACUGUGAUAAAUGAUUUUAUGGCACAAUAUGGUGAAAGCAACGGUGCCUCAGAAGAGAAACCUGAAAAAGAUGGUGAAAGCAACGGUGCCUCCGAAGAAAAACCUGAAAAAGAUGGUGAAAGCAACGGUGCCUCCGAAGAAAAACCUGAAAAAGAUGGUGAAAGCAACGGUGCCUCAGAAGAGAAACCUGAAAAAGAUGGCGAAAGCAACGGUGCUUCAGAUGAAAAACCUGAAAAAGAGGUUGACAGCAACGGAGCCUCAAAUGAAAACCCAGAAAAAGAAGUAGAGAACAACAGUGGCUCCAAUGAAAAUCCAGAAAAAGAAGUCGACAAUAACAGUGGCUCCAAUGAAAAUCCAGAAAAAGAAGUCGACAAUAACAGUGGUUCAAAUGAAAGCCCAGAAAAAGAUGGUGAUAGCAAGGAAGCAUCCAAGGAAAAGCCUGAAAAAGAUGGGAACAGCGUUGAAAGCGCGGAAUCGGGUGAGAAGGACGGGAACAAGUGUGUGGUGCCAGAUGAUAGUGAUGGGAAUGAUGAAUCUCAUAAAGAACAUGGAAAGCACCCAAAAGACUCAGCCGAAUGGAAUAAAAAACCGGGUAAGCAUGGCAAAGAGUCAGGGGAAUCACAUAAAAAACCAGGCAAGCACGGAAAAGAGUCAGGGGAAUCAAAUCAAAAACCAGGCAAGCACGGCAAAGAGUCAGGGGAAUCAAAUCAAAAACCUGGUAAGCAUGGCAAAGAGUCAGGGGAGGCGGAUAAGAAGCCUGAGAAGCACGGGAAAGAGUCAGGAGAAUCACAUCAAAAACCAGGCAAGCACGGCAAAGAGUCAGGGGAAUCACAUCAAAAACCAGGCAAGCACGGAAAAGAGUCAGGAGAAUCACAUCAAAAACCAGGCAAGCACGGGAAAGAGUCAGGAGAAUCAUUUAAAAAACCAGGCAAGCACGGCGAACAUGGUACAGAUUCAGCUGAAUCUCAAGAAAAGAAGCUGGCGAUGGAGUGA